Anguilla rostrata (American eel) is the source of this 1528-nucleotide messenger RNA. Its product is annotated as olfactomedin-4-like. NCBI's taxonomy places the organism in Eukaryota, Metazoa, Chordata, Actinopteri, Anguilliformes, Anguillidae. The record is from RefSeq and is a predicted model, not a curated record. The transcript has 5 exons. The coding region runs from base 102 to 1478 and encodes 458 amino acids. Gene Ontology annotation, biological process: signal transduction.
AGAGAGUGAGGAAGAGAGAGAGAGAGAGAGGGAGAGAGUGAGUGAGCGUGCGUGUUGUUUGUUUAAACGGUGGCCGUGCCUCAUUCAGCCUCAGUAUCAACAUGUCUCCGAUGGUGCGGUUCCUCUCGCUGCUGCCGCUGCUACUGUUUCUGGUCACUCAGGAGGGUGACAGUACUCAGCAAGUAAAAGGCCAGAGGAAGGCAGACGCAUGCGUGUGCACUGUUAACGCCACGCAGUGGGACUUUCCGGCACAGAAGUACGAGGGAGUGUCCCAGCAGGUGGAGUCUUGCGGAGACUUCCUUGGGAAGAUGCAGACACAGGUGUUGCAAACAGAGAAGAAGAUGCCUCAGAUCAACGCCACUGUGGCGAACAUAACGGAGCGCCUGCUCGCGUUCGAGUACCUGAAAACCAGCGGCUUGUAUAAGAGCCUGCACCUGCGGCAGCUCAACCAGGAGCUGCAGAAGCUCGAGAGGGACAUCAGCUCCGCUCACCGCUCCAACCCCAGCGCCAAAACACAGAGCCUGACCCAAGAGAUAAGCAAAGCGCUCGAGGACGUUACGACGAUGCAGGAGAGCAACAUCUUCAACCUGGAGGCGGUGAGAGAGAACCUGCGGUCCCUGAGAAACAGCCUGGAGACGUGCAGGACCAUCCGUCCCGGCUUCACCAGUACCUGCUCUCAGCGGCUAAUGAAGAACAUCAGCUCCCCUCUGGUGACCAAGCUCAGCCCCUACGGGAAGUCCUACCCGGCCGGCUCCUGGGGCCGCGAGACCAAGCCGGGCAGCCCGGAGACCUACUGGAUCCAGCCGCUGGUCAGCGGCAACAGGCACGGCAACGUGGUGCGCCGCUACCUCACCUACGAGGACUUCAUGGCCUCCAGGAACCCCCAGGACGUGGCGGUGGCCGCCUCCCACGCCGUGCCCAACGCCAUCCAGGGCCCGGGCAGCCUGCUGUACGGCGAGGCCUUCUUCUACCAGUGCCACAACGCGGGCGAGCUGUGCCGCUACGACCUGCGGACCCAGGCCACCGUGCGCCGGCCGCUGCCCGGCGUCGGCUACAACAACCAGUUCCCCUACUGCUACUACAGCUGCCGCGACUGGACCGACGUGGACUUCUCGGCCGACGAGACGGGCCUGUGGGUCAUCUACGGCACGCAGAAGAGCCACGGCAACAUGGUGCUGAGCCGCCUGGACGCCGAGUCGCUCAACGUCACGCACACCUGGAGCACGCGCCUGUUCAAGAAGUCGGUCACCAACGCCUUCGUGGUGUGCGGCGUGCUCUACGCCACGCGCUACGACGACCGCUACCGCGAGGAGGUGUUCUACGCCUUCGACACGGCCACCGGGCGGGAGGACAACACCCUCGCCCUGCCCCUGGAGAAGGUGGCGGACGGCGUGGCCAACCUGCACUAUAACCCGGCCGACCACCGCCUGUACAUGUACAACGACAACUACCUGCUAGCCUACGAGCCCUACUUCUAGAGCUGAAUCAUUUUUUACCUUCAAAUAAAGAAAUUAUUGUGUGUCACGUG